Messenger RNA from Scedosporium apiospermum, 807 nucleotides. RefSeq names its product rRNA-processing protein efg-1. Lineage: Eukaryota; Fungi; Ascomycota; Sordariomycetes; Microascales; Microascaceae. Gene Ontology annotation, biological process: maturation of SSU-rRNA from tricistronic rRNA transcript (SSU-rRNA, 5.8S rRNA, LSU-rRNA). The record is from RefSeq and is a predicted model, not a curated record. Bases 1 to 807 code for a protein of 268 amino acids. Gene Ontology annotation, cellular component: preribosome, small subunit precursor; nucleolus. The transcript has 2 exons.
AUGGCCUCUAAGCGGUCCUUCUCUGAGAUGGAGAAACCCGAAGCCCUCGACAACAGCGGGACUACCUCCUCGAGGCCGACUAAGCGGAAGCGUUUCGGAGGCAAGCCUAAGAGCAAGUCUAAGGAAGGUUCAGUAAAUGCUCUCAAGAAGCGUGUGAGGACAAUACAGCGCCGACUCCAAAGGGAUGAUGAUAUAGCCGCGGACAUUAAGAUUGAGCUGGAGCGGGAGCUCGUGGCGCACCAGGCGACGAUUGAGGAGAAAGCGUAUCGGAAAAAGAGGAGCGAGAUGAUCAAGCGGUACCACAUGGUGCGGUUCUUCGAGAGACAAAAAGCCGAACGUCUAGUCAAGCAGCUCAAGCGCAAAGUCGAAGCAACCUCAUCAGACGACGAAGACACCGAAGAACUUAAGAAAAAGCUACACGUCGCCGAAGUCGACCUCGCCUACACGAAAUACUUCCCCUUCCUAGAACCCUACAUCAGCAUCUACCCGAAAAAGGGACCCAAGGCCGACGAGACCACGCCUACGGCCAAAGCAGCACUAGACGCCGAGAGACCACCCAUGUGGAAAGAGGUAGAGACGGCAUUGGAGGAGGGCGAUCGCGCGCUGGAGAAGCUUCGCGACCGUAAUCCUGACGGCGGAGCUAUCGCGAGCACGACGGACUUGGAUAGCUCGAGGUCUUUUACAUCUUCGAGUAAGUCGAAGAAGGUGGAGACGGCGUCGAAGAAGAAGAAGAAAUCCAAGUACGACGAGAUGGAGGUAGAGGAGAGUGAGGGGGAGAGCGGAAGCGAUGGGUUCUUUGAGCAAUAG